Messenger RNA from Saprolegnia diclina VS20, 867 nucleotides. RefSeq lists its product as hypothetical. Lineage: Eukaryota; Oomycota; Saprolegniomycetes; Saprolegniales; Saprolegniaceae. The record is from RefSeq and is a predicted model, not a curated record. The transcript has a single exon. The coding region runs from base 65 to 817 and encodes 250 amino acids.
GCCCGUCGCCGGUUGGUGAAAGAAGAUCGCUCAAGCAGCGCCAGCCACGCAGCGACCGGCCACCAUGCGCAUCGUGAUGAUCCACGCGCUUCGCCACUCGCAGGCGCCGAUUGAAGCAGCGUUCGCACGGCUGUGGCCGACAGCGUCGCUGGCCAACCUCACAGACGAUUCGCUGGCCGCCGACCUCGCGGCCCUCGUGCGCACCGACCCGCCUGCGACUGGCGCGCCGCCGCGCCUGUACGACCCGAUCCAAGCCCGCUUUCACUUUCUAAGCUCGUAUGCCACGACCGAGAUGGCGGGCGACGCAAUUCUGUUUACAUGCUCGGCGUUUGGGAGCUACAUUGACGCGGUCGCUGCCCGCGUGGCGCCAACGCCCGUGCUCAAGCCCAACGAAGCGAUGCUUGACGACCUCGUCGCAAUGGCCCGCGCGUCGUCGGCGACAGCGGCCGACCCGUUUGUGGUAGCGCUCGCCGCGACGUUCUACCCGACGUUGGGCUCGAUGCGCGAGGAAAUCGACGAGCUGCUUGGCGCCGCGCCGGACGUGCAUCUGCGCAUCGUGCCCGUGCACAUUGAAGACGCGCUCGAGGCGCUCAACGCCGGCGACAGUAAUCGCCACAACGAGCUGGCGGCAGCGACCUUGUCGGCGGUCGUGCAGGCGACGCCUGUCCACGCCGUGGCGUUGGCGCAGUUUAGCCUUGCACAGAGCGCGCCGCUCAUUGCUGCAUCCACGUUGCUGCCCGUGCUGACGACGCCGGACGCGGCCGUCCGUGCGCUGCAGCGGCGACUCCUGGCUCCAAGCGACGUCGGUUGCUCUUGAAACCGCUCGUAAUAAAAAAGAAUCCAAAACGAAACCUGUUGUAUUUUUCA